ACGCACACUUGUGUUUCCUGUUUACGGGCGGGAAGAGCGAACGAACUGAACCCCUCAUCAUCCUAUAUUCCGAAGAGUGCUAAUGCUGUACUCGUACACUCUCUAGGACUGCUGUUUUCUCAGUAUACUGAGGUGGCAUAUUUGGAUUAUUUUCUAUUUUACUCUUUAUGCGGAGAUUUACAACUUGGUUUCGAAUUCCCCGCUGACUGAAGUUUAAAGGGAUUUAGCCUGCAAAGCAGAUGGAGGACCCUGCAGACUCAGGCGGCGGUGGUGCAGCAGCUUCAGAGGGCCCCACGAUGCGAGUGACGGAGAUCCGCUGCCCAACAGGAGCCUGUCCUUUACGGUUACUAGAAUGGAAAGUUAAACCCGGAUCCUUUGUCAAUGUAGAUUCUGUGCUUGCACUGUGCGCCCCUAUUCGACCGGUGGAAGAGUCUGAAUCAGAGACACGGGAACAGACGAACAGGCUGCCUGAAAAGAAGGUGAAAUCGGAUCGUGCAGGAGUAGUAAAGGAGCUGUGCUGUCAACUUGGACAGGUCAUAUCUCCUGGUGGGGUCAUUGCACGAAUAGAGGAAUGCAGUCAUCCAAUUGUGAUGAAGGGCCUUUGUGCCGAAUGUGGAAAAGAUCUUGCACAGCUGCAGAACAAGAAUGGGAGGCAGCAAGCGCCCAUCUCUACAGCAAACGUCUCCAUGGUGCACAGCGUUCCGGAGUUGAUGGUCAGCUCAGAGCAAGCAGAGCUCUUGGGCCGGGAGGACCAGCAGCGGCUGCAUCGGAACAGGAAGCUGGUGUUGAUGGUGGACCUGGACCAGACGCUCAUCCACACCACCGAACAGCACUGCCGACGCCUGUCCAAUAAGGGAAUCUUCCACUUUCAGCUGGGUCGCGGUGAGCCCAUGCUCCAUACCCGCUUGCGGCCGCACUGCAAGGACUUCCUGGAGAAGAUUGCCAAGCUCUACGAACUUCAUGUGUUUACCUUUGGCAGCAGGCUAUAUGCCCAUACCAUUGCAGGGUUUUUGGAUCCGGAAAAGAAACUCUUCUCUCACCGCAUCUUGUCCAGGGAUGAGUGCAUUGACCCAUUUUCCAAGACGGGAAACUUAAGGAACCUGUUCCCCUCGGGCGACUCCAUGGUGUGCAUUAUCGACGACCGGGAGGACGUGUGGAAAUAUGCUCCUAACCUGGUGACUGUAAAGAAGUACGUCUACUUCCAGGGGACGGGCGACAUCAAUGCACCACCAGGGUCUCGGGAGGCAGCCCGGAAAGGUGCUCAGGCCUGCAAGGCAGCAGAUAGCACAGAACCCUCAGACCCGUUCACGGCGUCAGAGGAGCAGAGCAACGGCCUCAGGAAACGAGUACGCGACCGGCACGCACAACCACCGGCCCCGGCUUCCGCCACUCAGGGAGCGACAGCCAAUGACAGGACUCAGCCCGACAAGGAGGGGGCGGGACAGGCAGAGGGCGAGGCCACAUCACGGGUCAGCAGCGAAGGGACUUCGACGAACGCAGAGGAAACGGAAAAGAACACCAGCAGCAGUAGUAGCAGUGCUCAGGAGGCCCAGCGGCCGGAUGAGGAACCGUCGUCUGAACCGAAAGAGCCGGAGCCAAGGAACGCAAGUUCAGAGGAACCGUCGUCUGAACCGAAAGAGCCGGAGCCAAGGAACGCAAGUUCAGAGGAACCGUCGUCUGAACCAAAAGAGCCGGAGCCAAGGAACGCAAGUUCAGAGGAACCGUCGUCUGAACCGAAAGAGCCAGAGCCGACAAACGCGAGUUCAGAGAACGCGCAGAGCCACGCGGGCCUGAACGACCUGGACUUCAACUUGUCCAGUGACAGCGACGACAGCCAAUCGGAGGCUAAGGACAGGAGCAGCCCUCCCCCAGCCCAGCCCACGUCUAAGAACGAGGAAGGCGACGCUUCGGUCAGCAGGGAAGAGGGCGAUCCUGCAACUGUAGAGAAGACGAUGGAAGAAAGCAGGGAUCACAACACGCAGAAAGAGCUUGGGAACGGGGACAGUAUGGAGAUCGCCGAUAAAGAGCCGAAGCCCAGCGAAGCAACAGCAGGAGGGGAAAGGUCAGCGGAACGUGGCCCAGACGACCCCGUUGACGACGACGAGGACAUGGCAGAUGAAGAAGACGAGGAAGAUGAGGAGGACGAAGAAGAAGAUGAGGAGGAGGAAGACCGCGACCACGACGACCAUCUCAUCUACCUGGAGGAAGUGCUGACGAGGGUCCACCGCGAGUACUACACCCGCUACGAUGCCUACCUGCACCAAGGUGGGAGCGGCAACUCGUCCGCCACCCCUGAGGCCGCCAGCGAGCCGCCCGACAUGCGCAGGAUCGUGCCCGAACUGAAGGGGCGCGUGCUGGUGGGCACCACGUUGGUCUUCAGCGGCAUCUGCCCCACCAACUACCCCAUGGAGCGCACGCGGGAGUUCUACCACGCCAAGGCGCUGGGGGCGCACGUGGCCAAGAGCCUGGUGCUCAACGCCAAGGACCCUGAGUGCACCACGCACCUCAUCGCUGCCCGAGCAGGUACAGAUAAGGUGCGGCAGGCGAUGCGCUACAAACACCUGUACGUGGUGAAUCCUGAUUGGCUGUGGGGUUGCCUGGAGCGCUGGGAGAAGGUGGAGGAGCAGCUCUACCCCCUCAAGGAAGACUACAGCAAAGCGCCCAGGAGUAACAGUCCAGCGUUCUUCCCCGACGCCCUCUGUGCGCCCCCUCUCCACCCAGCCCCCCAACAAGACCCCACCCCACGACCGCCACCCCCGGAGGUGCGCACCUACGACCCCGUCACUGGCAAGCUUAUCCGCAGGGGCCCCCAGGUGCACCACCCGCCCUCCUUCCCCCACCACCACCACCACCAACACCACCCGGGGCAGUCAGGCGUCCCCCAGCCGGAGCCCAAACCCCGGCCGCCCCCGCCGGAGGUGCGCACGUACGACCCUGUCACGGGCAAGCUCAUCCGGAGAGGCCCUCAGGCGUCCAGACACUCUUCCUACGGCCAGGCACCGGGGCCGUCCACAUCGCGGUCGUCUUUCAGCGCGGGGGGGCAGCAGCAGCAGGAUGACGAGCAGCCAGGGCCUUCCCGACGGGACCGGCAGCCCAGCAUGUCCGAAACCAACCCCCUGUACACGUUCUGUAAGGAGGACCUGGACCUCAUGGACAAAGAGGUUGAUGACAUGCUGGGCGAGGAGAGUGAUAACGAGAGUGACGAGCAGGGAAAGGAGGACGAGAAGAUGGAGGUGGGCGACGGCGGCGGCGGCGGUGGUGGUGGUGGUGAUGAAGAUGAGGACGAAGGGCCAGAGGAGAGACCUCAGACAAGCCAGCAGAGUUUGGCAGUUAAGCACCAGCAGCAAAUCCCAGGCCCCAGCGCCAGGGAGGAGGGGAGCCAGACGCAACCCAGCGAUGGAGACAGUCUGUCGGGCAGCGAGCCAAGGGGUCAGAAACGCAAGCUGGGGGAGGCCAGAGACGAGCGAGAGAAGGAGGAAGAGAAGGAGGAUGUGGCCGCUGGAGAGGACACGGCGCUCUCGGACAGCCAAUCCAGCAGGGACUCCAACGAGGAGGGCAGCAGCUCGGAGGCGGACGAGAUGGCCGCCGCCCUGGAGGCUGAGCUCAACGACUUCAUGUGAGGCAGAGGACUCUAAACCAAGCACUCGUCCUCCCUGAUGCUCCCCAAAGCCCUCGACAAACUGCACUGCCCUGACAUGUGGUACCUAAAACAGGGGAACUUCUUUUGUGUGUAUGUGUGUGGGUGAGUGUGUGUGAUACAGUGUGCGUACAUACAAUGUGUAAACAUGACAAAGAUGAAGAAUAAUAAUGAAGAUUUUUUGUUUGUACAGUAUAUAGUUCCUUAGCAUAAUAUUUUAGGUGGGGUUGUAUAAGCUGUUGACGAACACGUUAAAGGUGUUUCUGUGGUGAAAAUAGAAGUGGUAAUUUUGAAAAUGUUUAACUUUUACCUGAGUUUGUUUUUUCCUAUGAUCUUUUAUACAAAUUCAAUUUAAAAAUAGCUAAAUAUAAAAUUAAUUGGUUCAUAAAUGCCAAAGAGCCUGGAAAAGGUCCAUUUGGACCAGCAGCUAAAAUCCAUGUUUUACACAGACUUCCUGUUCCUGUGUCCAGUUUCUUUUUUAGGAUUGAUUGUUCUUUACCAGCAGUAAAUCUCUUGACGCCUGAAUGUGACCUGUUUGAUUUUUGCUUUCAUUUCUGAUCCUCGGUUCUUCAUUUCGGUUUUCUAUCGAACCUUUGAACUUGGGGGAAUGAUUCUCACAGAAUGGACCCACCCUCUAAAGAUCACAAUGUCAAGGGUCUAUCUUAAUGGGCUGUGUGUGUGUGUUGGUGUGUGUAUAUAUGUGUGUGUGUGUGUGUUGUGUCUUCACUCUGUUCACUCUGAGGGGAAUGAGAAAGAAACUGACCCUUUUCCAGGACCAGACGAAAUAGAUCACAGGACAGCAGGUGUUCUCAGACAGUCUGGGCCUUGGGCCUGUCUUUGAUACCAUCAGCCUUUACGCAGACACAUGGUUCAGUUUUAAUGACAGAAAUGAGAAUUAUUGGAACAGUCUUUGCAGUGGAGAAUUCUAACUAAACCUCCAGAGGGAAGUUAAGUAUGUAAGUGGAGUGUCUACUAAAGUGGGGUUCUCACAAUUCUCCAGUCAUGUAGAUGUUCAGAUUUUGUCAACAUUAGCAAUUAACCAUGUUUAUUUUUCAUCAUUUUACUUUACUUUGUAUCCAUUAGAUGUUUCCCAAAUUGAGUCCCAGUGUACUGAACCCCACAAUUUACAAGACAGCCAUGACUAAAUAGACUCAAAAGAAACCAGUACAAAUUAUAAAUGUGAAGGUUUCUUGACCCAAGAUGCCGACAGAUUCACUUCACACAUUCAUUGAUGGAAAUUGAGGUGCUCUGACGAGCUCAAGUCACUUUUUGGUCUUAACCACCUUUACUACAGUCACACAAAUAUUUCUGUUAAAAAAACAACAUAUUUUCAUCAUAUGCAUUUUGUUUUGUGUGUCAUGAUACAAGCUUCACCCCAGUUCAAGAUGUAUAUUCCCUUAUGGUGAUGGAAAUGAUUGACUUCCCCAGUGAAGACGAGCGUAUGGUGACCUGAGCUCUGGGUGAGAGCACAGACUUCUAGGUCAUGGGUAGCAGACAAGGCUGAGAUGCUGAUUGGUUGGCUGUAGCACUGUGAAUCGGGAUUGGCGCCCAAGCCCUGUCCCUCCCCCUUUCCUCUGUAACUGAAGUCUGCCCAGGUGGACAGUCAUCAGUACUGAAAGCUCUGCAUUGUGUUUUCUGAUGUUCUGAUCCCUGUCAUUUUAGUUUUGUGCUGUUGUUUUUAUUUUUCAAACAAAAGACUGAUGUAAAAUAUUUGUACAUUCUAUUUCAUACUUGACCUGACCGAAAGAAGACAAAGAAAAAAAAAGAUUCAUUUCAUUAAAUAAAAAUUUGUUUUGUAA
Molecule: messenger RNA, 5436 nt
Organism: Alosa sapidissima (American shad)
Lineage: Eukaryota; Metazoa; Chordata; Actinopteri; Clupeiformes; Clupeidae
Gene: ctdp1
Product: CTD (carboxy-terminal domain, RNA polymerase II, polypeptide A) phosphatase, subunit 1
Exons: 13
Coding region: 240-3620 (1126 amino acids)
Cellular component (GO): nucleus
Molecular function (GO): RNA polymerase II CTD heptapeptide repeat phosphatase activity
Source: RefSeq, a predicted model, not a curated record